Synchiropus splendidus (mandarinfish) is the source of this 541-nucleotide messenger RNA. RefSeq names its product interferon a3-like. The coding region runs from base 125 to 541 and encodes 138 amino acids. Gene Ontology annotation, biological process: defense response; response to exogenous dsRNA. Gene Ontology annotation, molecular function: cytokine receptor binding. The transcript has 6 exons. The record is from RefSeq and is a predicted model, not a curated record. Gene Ontology annotation, cellular component: extracellular region. NCBI's taxonomy places the organism in Eukaryota, Metazoa, Chordata, Actinopteri, Syngnathiformes, Callionymidae.
GAAUCAACAUAUAAGAGGCAUCCUGCUGCACAGCCUGAUUGGCAGCGCAUCAUCCCUCAGAUGCAGAUGGGUGGAUCAUAAAUUCCAGCAACUGAGCUCCAAUGCGAUACGGUGUCUAAAUGAGAUGGCCAAUACCUCUUUGAACGACAGUGACAACUCAGACAUGGUCCUUGCUGAUUUUCCACAACAUCUCUACAUGCUGGCAUCCGCAGCUACAGAUGAACAUCGACUUCACUUUGUGGUGCAAGUUCUGGACGAGGUGGCCAAGCUGUUCCAGGAGGAUCACAGUUCAGCAGCAUGGGGAGAAGUCACAGUGGAUCACUUUCUUCAUUCUGUGACCCAGCAAGCAAAUGGACUUCGUUCUUGUUAUCAACACUUGAACCGUAAAAACAGGAGGCUGCACAUGUACUUCAAGACACUGGCUUUCGACCUUCAGCAAAUGGAGUACAGUGCUGAAGCCUGGGAGAUGGUCAGAGCAGCCGUAAAACUUCAUCUCUUCAGAGCCCAACUGCUUGUCCAGCCACCGAUGGCUGGCCAGUGA